Guillardia theta CCMP2712 is the source of this 1965-nucleotide messenger RNA. RefSeq lists its product as hypothetical. The record is from RefSeq and is a predicted model, not a curated record. The transcript is spliced from 14 exons. Gene Ontology annotation, cellular component: Mon1-Ccz1 complex; late endosome membrane; lysosomal membrane. Lineage: Eukaryota; Cryptophyceae; Pyrenomonadales; Geminigeraceae. Gene Ontology annotation, biological process: regulation of autophagy. Bases 1 to 1965 code for a protein of 654 amino acids.
AUGGACCAUUCACAUUGUCGACUGAGGCGAGAUCCGAUCUGCUUUGAGGUUGACCAGACUCAGGUGUUCUACGACGAGGCCAAUAGAUAUCUCAUUACGUUUCAUAAUGGGAUAUUUAAGAUCCUCUCGGUAGAUGACCCCGGAAUCCCUCCUCAAACAAUCGAUUUCGUGCGCCAUGGUGCGGUUUUGGGAGUUUCAUUGUCCUUGGACAAGAAGCAUCUUUGUGUUCAGAGAUCAAGUGCAGAUGUAGACAUCAUCUGCUUGCAGGAUGCGAGUGAGAUGUCGUAUUCUUGCAUGGCAAAAUCGCAGGGUUGCAUGGUAGUGGGGUUUGUGUGGGUGAACACAGGUUUAUGCGACAUUGCCUUGAUAACGACUGGUGGGCUUGAAUUGCUGAGGAUAACCAGCAAAGAUGUCGUUCAACUUGUAAAACAUGACCGGCGAGCCAUCCAUUGGUACAGGUACUACCAUGAGACAAGGCUCGUCAUGGUUUGUACUGGAAAAGAAGCCAAUACCAUUCAAUGCUUUCAGUUCCUCCCGGACAAAUUGAUGAGGAUGCCUGACUUCGACCCUGACGUCGCUCUCAAUGCAAACGGAAAGAGGAGUCGACUGGAGAGAAACGACUUCAUCCUGUGUAAGAUAUACGAGAAACUUUGUUGUGUCUACGUGUUCGCAAAGAGACAAGAGAUGAUUGUGUAUCAACUGGGGAAAGAUGCAAUUGGACGACUGUGCACCAUCAAUCUCUACUCGGCAUGUGAUAACUACGCUCUGAGCAUCGUUGACAACCUGCUGAUUGUUCACAACCUUGACUCGAAGAUAACUUUGAUCUUUGACAUCUGGCUUAUGCAAUGGAGCGACCAUCCUGUAGCGGCUCCUCUUCCUCUCGGUGCUCCAGUCUCUGCUCACAACGAAGACAGACAUGAAAAUCUGCCGUCUGAACUCUCGCACGCGGACAGCUAUCUGCAAGAAUGGAACUUUGAGCAGCCGAACAUUAUUCUUGACAAGAAAGCAGGGAAGUUGUGGUUCUUAGAGAUCAGUUUGCAAAACCUGUGCAUCAUCAGCAGUGACAAGGUCAACCUUGUUCGAUGUCUGUUGAAACGAAGGGAUGGGAUCAGCGAGACGCUGUCGGUGAUCAGGAAUGCUGUCCGGGACCGGGAACCGCUCUUUUCUCUCUAUCAGAUGUUCAGUGUGGUUGUGGAAGCUUCAGUUUCGCUCUCAUCGGCAUCGUCGAAUGUCAAGAUGAGCAAGUGGUGGUAUUACCAGCCAGACAGACAUGAUCCAGCCGUCAAGAAUGCUGAGGAGAAGACGGCGAAUGGUGACCAGAACGCUCAUCUGAUCUUUCCUGUGCAGAUAAUUCAUCAGGAGAGUGUUGUCGACUCUUCAUAUCUCAUGGCAGUUGUCACUGAAUAUUUGAGGAGUUUGAGCGCAAGGGGGAUCAUGGCGGAGACCUUCCUCGUUGACUUCCAGCUGGAGCUGAUCACCUCGUCCGACCCUCCUCGUUUUGCUGUCCUUCAUCAACUUCUGCAGUACCAUGUCAUCCAAGACUCCCUCCCCGUUGCCAGGAGGCUUCUCAGCUUGAUCUCGAGAUACCCUCCUGCAUUUCAGCUGGGGUUGGACAUGCUCCAUCGUUUGCGGCUUCCGCAGGAGGUUGCCCGGGUCCUGCUGGAGUAUGGCAAGCUGACAGAGGCGCUGAGGUACAUCAACACCCGCGCAAGCGACGUACACGUGCCUGCUGCUGAGAUCCUGGAGGCCGCCAGAGCGACAGGGGACAACCAGAAGUUCUACCUCGCUUUCCGGUUCGUCCAGGUGCGAGAGGAGGGAGGGGGGACGAGCGAAGCUGAGAAGCAGCCGCAGGCAAUGCACGCGGACCAGUACGAGCAGAAGAGGAGAAACUCUCCUGGGUUCCUUCCGUCCGACAGCUGUGAGGAGCAUGUGGAGUUUUACAAGAAGAUGUUCGAAAGCGUGUGA